AAAAAAUCAUAUAUAACACCAAAAAAAAAAAACAGAUAAAAAUAUAUUUGUUGUUUCGUAGGGAGAGUGAAUCGUAUAAAUCCAUAGAAAGAAAAUUUAAAAAAAAAAAAAAAAAGGUUCAUGAACUUCGGAAUUAUUGAGUGAAUCAUUAUGGGCUUUUGCCUGCCAGCUUAAAAAGGAAGCCCAGUCCAGUACGUUAACGACCCAAAACUCCUACCCGCUUCAAGCUGACGUGGUGGCCUCCUUUCUCCAAUCGUCCUUCAGUCCUCUGCUCCCGCAAAGCAAAACUCCUUUCAGUUUGCAUUGCUCUACGCGACCUUGAUUCAGAAACUUCUAAAUUACGUUAUUGACCUAACUCUAACUCCUUUUUCUCGCCAAUUCGAAUCCCGAAACCCUAAUUAUGAGAAAACAAAGAUCCUAAACCCUAGAAGAAAUGAGCGGGAAUGAGUUCCGUUUCUUUUUGUCCUGCGAUAUCAAUCUCCCAGUAACCUUUCGGAUCGAGAGGUUAGAAGGAACCUUGCGUGCGGCCAAGUCCCCUAGCUCUGAUGUUGAUCCCACUUCCACAACAGAGGAGAGAAGAGCAGAGCUGUAUGUGGAGUGCGCGUUGUACAUUGAUGGUGCUCCGUUUGGCCUUCCCACUAGGACCAGGUUGGAAUCUUCAGGACCAUUAUAUUGUUGGAACGAGCUCAUCACUCUGAGUACUAAGUAUCGAGACUUAACUGGUCAUUCACAACUUGCUUUAACAGUUUGGGAUGUUUCAUGUGGGAAGGAUGAAGGGUUGGUUGGUGGUGCCACGAUUCUUCUGUUUAAUAGCAAAAAGCAACUCAAAACAGGGAAGCAGAAGCUGAGACUUUGGCAAGGAAAAGUAGCAGAUGGGUCAUUUCCUACUUCUACUCCUGGAAAGGUUCCCAGGCAUGAGCGUGGGGAGUUGGAACGUUUGGAGAAGCUUGUGAAUAGGUAUGAGAGGGGGCAGAUCCAGUGUGUUGAUUGGCUGGACCGCCUAGCUUUUAAAGCAAUGGAGAGAAUAAAGGAACGUGAAAGCUCUAGAAAUGGAAGUUUGCAUUUAUACCUGGUUGUUGAUUUCUGUAGUUUUGAGCAUCGUGUUGUUUUCCAGGAAUCAGGGGCAAAUUUCUUAUUACCUUCCCCUAUUGCUUCAACAAAUGAAAUUGUUACUGUCUGGGACCCAGAAGUAGGAAAGAUAAAUCCGUCAGAGCACAAGCAACUAAAACUUGCAAGGAGUUUAACCCGUGGUAUCAUUGACAGGGAUCUUAAACCAAGCUCCAACGAGAGAAAGUCAAUACAAAGGAUUUUAAAAUACCCACCAACAAGGACUUUGAGUGGCGAUGAGAGGCAGCUCCUGUGGAAAUUUCGUUUCUCAUUGAUGUCUGAGAAGAGGGCCCUCACGAAGUUCCUCAGAUGUGUUGAAUGGAGUGAUGUUCAGGAAGCAAAACAAGCUUUAGAACUGAUGGGGAAAUGGGAAAUGAUUGAUGUCUGUGAUGCAUUGGAGCUGCUAUCUCCUGUUUUUGAAAGUGAAGAGGUUCGUGCAUAUGCUGUCAGUGUUCUUGAAAGAGCUGACGAUGAAGAGCUUCAAUGUUACUUACUUCAACUGGUUCAGGCUCUUCGGUUUGAGCGCUCUGAUAAAUCUCGCCUUUCUCAUUUCCUUGUGCAACGUGCAUUACGAAACAUUGAGUUGGCUAGCUUUCUACGCUGGUAUGUUGCUGUGGAACUUCAUGAUCCAGCAUACGCCAAGCGUUUUUACUGUACCUACGAACUACUGGAAGAGAAUAUGAUGAAGUUGGCAGCUGGAAUGCAUGGAGAUGAAGAUGGAUUUAAAUUGUGGCAAAGUUUGGUGCGCCAGACAGAAUUGACUGCACAGUUGUGCUCAAUUAUGAGAGAUGUAAGAAAUGUACGUGGCAAUACCCAGAAGAAGAUUGAAAAGCUUAGACAGCUGCUUUCUGGUCUUCUUAGUGAACUUACGUAUUUCGAAGAGCCAAUAAGAUCACCACUGGCUCCAGGAGUCCUCAUCACUGGGAUUGUGCCAUCUGAGUCAUCAAUAUUCAAAAGUGCAUUGCAUCCUUUACGUUUGACUUUCCGAGCAGCAAAUGGGGGAAAUUGCAAAAUCAUCUUUAAGAAGGGGGAUGAUAUUCGCCAAGAUCAAUUGGUUGUUCAAAUGGUAUAUCUCAUGGACCGAUUGCUGAAAUUGGAAAAUCUUGAUCUGCACUUAACUCCAUAUAGGGUUCUUGCGACUGGGCAAGAUGAAGGAAUGCUGGAAUUCAUACCAUCCCGUUCAUUAGCACAGAUUCUCUCAGAGCAUAGAAGCAUCACAAGCUACCUGCAGAAAUUUCAUCCAGAUGAGCAUGGACCGUUUGGCAUUACUGCCACCUGUCUGGAAACAUUUAUAAAGAGCUGCGCUGGCUACUCUGUUAUCACAUAUAUACUGGGCAUUGGAGACAGGCAUCUUGACAACCUUCUCCUUAGAGAUGAUGGACGUCUUUUCCAUGUUGAUUUUGGCUUCAUUCUUGGUCGUGAUCCAAAGCCAUUUCCACCACCAAUGAAGCUAUGCAAAGAAAUGGUUGAGGCUAUGGGUGGAGCUGAAAGCCAGUACUAUACCAGGUUCAAAUCCUACUGUUGUGAAGCAUACAACAUUAUUCGCAAAUCUAGUAACCUAAUCUUGAACCUGUUUCAUCUAAUGGCGGGUUCCAACAUUCCUGACAUAGCUUCGGAUCCUGAAAAGGGCAUCCUCAAGCUCCAGGAGAAGUUCCGGUUGGAUUUGGACGAUGAAGCCUGCAUACAUUUUUUCCAGGAUUUAAUCAAUGAGAGUGUUAGUGCAUUGUUUCCUCAAAUGGUCGAGACCAUUCAUCGGUGGGCUCAAUACUGGCGCUGAUCCUCAAAAUAAGUUGGGUGCCGUCUACAUCUUUGAAAUCUAUCGGUCCAGAUCUGAGAGCUCCAUCAAGAUGAAAGGGAUAUGCUUGAAACAGAGGAAGCAAUAUUGUGCAUAGCUGUAUAUAAAUUGUAUUUUUCUUUCACCUUCUGGUGUAGGUUUGGUCAAAGAAAGACUCAAGAUGCAGCAUGUAACUUAAACGACUAACUUUAUACCCCCAAAAAAAUAAACUUAAUUGAAUACCUGUAUAUAAAUUAAUUGAUUUCCUUUUA
Messenger RNA from Prunus mume (Japanese apricot), 3153 nucleotides. RefSeq names its product vacuolar protein sorting 34 (gene VPS34). Gene Ontology annotation, cellular component: cytoplasm; peroxisome; phosphatidylinositol 3-kinase complex, class III, type II. Gene Ontology annotation, biological process: endocytosis; autophagosome assembly; phosphatidylinositol-mediated signaling. Gene Ontology annotation, molecular function: 1-phosphatidylinositol-3-kinase activity. NCBI's taxonomy places the organism in Eukaryota, Viridiplantae, Streptophyta, Magnoliopsida, Rosales, Rosaceae. The record is from RefSeq and is a predicted model, not a curated record.